AUGAGGCUGCUUCUACGCCCAAACCUCUCUUCAUAUGUUUGCUCGUCCUGUCGACGAGGCCUUCUCCAGAAGAAGAGGUUUGCCUCUACUUCUACUACACCCCAAGUCCCGGAAAUCUAUGACAUCGUCUGCGUUGGAGGCGGGCCGGCCGGGCUCGCCCUCUUAGCAGCUUUGAGAUCCUCCCCUCUCACCUCGAAGCUCAAAGUCGCGCUCGUCGAAAGCCAAGAUGUCAGCAAAGCAAAAGAUUGGAAGCUCGGUUCUGGUCAGUUCUCCAACCGCGUGAGUAGUUUGACGCCUUCGUCGGUGUCAUUUCUUCAGAAUAUCGGAGCGUGGGAGCAUGUCGACACCUCCCGCGUACAGCCGUACCAGGAGAUGGAGGUGUGGGACGGAGUGACCGGGUCGCGGAUCUCAUUCGAUUGGUCGUCGAAUUUGCUUCCGGGCGGUGCUUCUCAGACGAUUGCGACGAUGACGGAAAAUGCAAACUUGGUUAGGGGUUUACUUUCGCGGAUUGAGUCGCUGGGUGGGGAGGGCUUGUCUAUCUUUUCAUCGACGACUGUUGCUUCGAUUGAGAACGGGGUGGAUCAUGCAGAUGGCCCUGAUCUGUCCGCGUGGCCGGUGCUUUCGCUCUCGCCAACUUCCGCGAAUGACAAACAGGCUGAGCUGCCGAAGAUUGCUGCUGCACGGUUGUUGGUUGGGGCGGACGGUAUUAAUAGCCCUGUUCGAUCGUUCGCCGGUAUAUCUACGGAUGGUUGGGACUACAAUCGGUACGGUGUUGUGGCUACUCUGGAGCUAUCCGCUUCCGCCUCUUCUGCUCCAAGACCAGUUACAGCUUAUCAGCGAUUUCUCCCCGGUAUUGGUGGUCCAAUUGCUCUGCUCCCGCUUCCUGGCGACUUCGCUACGCUGGUCUGGUCAACCACGAUUCAAAAUGCGGCAUACCUAAAAUCUCUCACUCCAGAGGCGUUCACGUCAAUGGUGAACGCUGCGUUCCGGCUGUCGAUGACGGACUUGAAAUACAUGCUCACACUUAAGUCCUCAUCGUCAGAUACAUCAAAUCAACACGGCGAAGAACUAUCCUGGCGCCUAAACCACACCCCAACUGCAUCUUUUGUUCCUCCUAUGGUGGGUGGUGUUCAUCCGCGAACCAUCGCUUCAUUCCCACUCCGACACCGCCACGCAUCCACAUAUAUCUCACCACGAAUCGCCCUCGUCGGAGACGCUGCACACGUUAUUCAUCCUCUCGGUGGACUGGGGCUGAACCUAGGCAUUGCCGAUGUUGCUUCUCUGCAUAGCACGAUUGAAUAUGCCAUGCAACACGGCAUGGAUAUCGGUGACCUGCUAAGUCUGGAGCGGUAUGCUGCAGACCGAUGGAUUCCCAAUGCGAAGAUCGGCGCUGGGUGCGAUUUUCUUCAUAAGCUGUAUAAUGUUCCUGGGAACGGACCCGUGGCGUGGGCCAGGGGAUUCGGCCUGGAUACGGUGAACCAAAUACCUCUCGUGAAGGACUUCUUGAUGAAACUGGCAUCUGGCGCCUGAGGUACGCUUGUAUGUGUGUGGUUUGUAUGUGCAUUCCAUGUAUCCUCUUCGAUAUAUGUAUUAUAUUACCUAGCCUAUAUGGCACAAACA
Messenger RNA from Coccidioides posadasii C735 delta SOWgp, 1620 nucleotides. It is a transcript of the gene COQ6, whose product is annotated as Putative ubiquinone biosynthesis monooxygenase. Lineage: Eukaryota; Fungi; Ascomycota; Eurotiomycetes; Onygenales; Onygenaceae. Gene Ontology annotation, cellular component: mitochondrion. The record is from RefSeq and is a predicted model, not a curated record. Gene Ontology annotation, biological process: ubiquinone biosynthetic process. Gene Ontology annotation, molecular function: 2-octaprenyl-6-methoxyphenol hydroxylase activity; FAD binding.